This is a messenger RNA of Capsaspora owczarzaki ATCC 30864, 2795 nucleotides long. RefSeq lists its product as hypothetical. The record is from RefSeq and is a predicted model, not a curated record. The transcript is spliced from 2 exons. Gene Ontology annotation, molecular function: protein binding. Lineage: Eukaryota; Filasterea; Ministeriida; Capsasporidae. Bases 95 to 2680 code for a protein of 861 amino acids.
UCCCGUUUGAUUCUUUGCAGUGUUCCAAAAUCCAAGACAAAGUUCGUUCGUUCUGAGCAGCGCUGAGGAGUGUUCUGUGAUACAUACGCAGCAAAUGGGGCGCAAGUCGGCGACAGCGCGGAGUAGCAGCCAAGCCACCCAAGCCACCACUCACGCAGCAGCCAGUCAAGCAGCCACUCAACCCACUCAACCCGCUCAAGUCACUCAAGCAUCUCAAGUCACUCAAGCUGCUCCAACGACCGCGAUCGCCGCUCCAGCUGCCACGCCAGCCGUGACUGCGACCGCGACCACUGCUGCUGCUCCUGCUCCUGCUGCUACCGCCGCAUCGCAUGGAUCCACGAGUCCACAGGUCGCUCGAGCUGCUCCUGCUGCUCCUGCUGCUGCUGCUGCUGGGGCUGCUGCCAGUCGACCGCUCGUCUCCUCACACGUCGCUGCAAAGACGCUGGCCAGUGCCAAGGCAGCCGCGCGGCAGCAGGCGCAGGCGCUUGUUGGAGCUGCGCAAGCACCAAAGCAGCAGCCACCUGCUCAAGCCAAACCCGCCUCAGCUGCUGCUGCUGCUGCCGCCGCCGCCGGUAGCGCUGCUGCUGUGAGCAGAAACCAAGCAGGACACCCGCAGAAACCAUCAGGACAGCCGCCAGCGCCAAGCUCGACUGCAAGUCAAUCCAUCGCUCCACAAGUCAGACGCAGCCGAGCGAGCGCUGUGCUCAACGGCCCUGCUCCGUUAAAGCCAAUAGUGCUGUCGUCACACACGUGGCUGCGACUCUCAGCAAUAGAGGACGAUCGGCGGCUCGAGUCUGGCGACUUGUACGAGAAUGGGAUGCGCAUCAAGCUGACCGGAAACAUGUUUUACCGCGAGGGCCGCUACGAGGUCGCCUUGAGCUUUUACGAGCGCGGCAUGGCUCUGUUUCGGCGUCUGUCAGACCAGUAUACGUCGUACGUGUUAGUGCUUUGGUGUGCAUUGUGCAGAAACGCCGCACAGUGCUGCCUGCGGCUCGACAGCCCGGAAGAGGCCGUUCUCCUGUGCAACGAACUCAUCCACUCCAUCGCCUUUCAGUCCAUGUCGGACUUUGAGCGAGCCAAGACGCUGCACGUAAGAGGCGUGGCCUACAUGCAUCUGGGCGACUUCGCCAAGGCAAUCCCCGACAUUGAGGACGCCCUGUAUCUGUGUCCGCGCGAUCCAGCCAUCAUCACCGAUCUUAAGACAGCCAAGCAUCUGGUUAUUGAAGCAGAGGUUGAGUUUGGGCGAAUCCGGCCCACGGCGGCCAGCAUUUCGCGAGCCGAGGUGGAAAGCGCUGUCGCCGAUUUCCCCACCUUACCGCUGCCCAACCGCGCCAAAAAAAUCCAAGGCAUGCUGCAGCGACCAUGGCAUCAACGACUCCGAGGGCUGCGGCUCCGAUCACUGACGCUAGAGCACCCCGUUGAGAUUUGCUGCAUGGAUUUGUUGCACGGUGCGACUUCCGAGCGGCAAGACCAAGGCCUCUUCCCUGUGCUCUUUGGUGGCACGGACGGCUGCCUGUAUUUCAAUCGAAACGAUGGUCGGGACUGCAUCACGCUGGUCAAUCAUACAGGGCCUGUCACCAGUGUUUGUCCCAUUAUCGAUAAUCAUGUUUUGUCUGGCUCUGGAAUCUACCGGCUGGACGGCACCUACUACUGCUCGCAGGAUUGUAAUCUGAACGAUUGGCACUUGCCCGUUCAAACGCCCGUUAGUCUGCGCAUGCCGGGACCCGUUAGUUGCAUUGCCUCGCCGCUCUCAGCGGACUCGAUGGUCGAGAGCAACGCCGAUCCUGCCUCCUGCUUUGCCACCAUGUUGGCGUAUGCUGGCUUGGUCAACGGCUACGUGGUUGGUGUCGACCCGCGCGCCGCACAGCCGGCUGCAUUGAAAAUUACGGCCCACCAGUCGGUCGUCUCUGCCGUCGCGACGUCAGAACUGUUUCCCUUUUGUGUUGCUUCCGCGGGCUGGGACCAGUUCACCUGUGUCUACGAUAUUCGAAAGGCGAGCAAGCCAUUGCACGCCUAUCACGCUCCUUCCAAGCUCGGCAGCGUUAUUCGUCUUCGAUUCGCCCCACAAUCUUAUGCAGUCGCUGCAGCUACACAUUCAGCGGAGACAGCCAAUGCCCCAGGAUCUUCAUCUGACUUUUCGCCCCCAGCCCCAGCUGCGUCGUCGUCAACAUCCGCUCCUGGGCCUUCUAGCGCGGCUGCUGCUGCUGCUGCUGCUGCUUCGGGUGGUGGGAGCCCGUCUGGUUCAUUUUCUCAAACUGGCGCUGUAUUGCAAUCUGCCACUGAAGGCGGCAUGUUUUUCGAGCACGACAUGCAACUGUUCAACGAAGUGCAGGCCCGGUUCUUUUUGCAGGACAAGCACGGCCUCACCCUCUUCCGACCCGCUGCCUGUGUUGACUUCCGCGAUGGCGUUUUAGCCUGGGGCGCCCACGUCUACGAAGAAGAUUGGCACGACGAGGAGCGAGUUGGAAUUUGUGGGCUGGUGUCGUUCCACGAGCUGAACAGGAGCAUGAUUGCGACAGAUGCAGACUGUUGGUCCGAGUGCAAGGUCCUGGAGUAUCCCUGCAAUGCCAUUUGCCAAGCCGUGUAUCCUGCGCAUCGACAAUCUGUCACGUGCAUGCGCAUGUUUGAGCAUGGCGUGGUUACUGGCGGGGCUGAUGGCUUGUAUCAGACCUUUUACUAAGCGGCCAACAACGCGGUUUCCACGCUGGAAAACGAGCUGCCAUCGCGCUCAACUCGUCUUUGUACAAUAAUUAAUCCAUGGAUUGUUCUUAACACAAUAUAAUCAUCACUGAAAU